Messenger RNA from Stomoxys calcitrans (stable fly), 2255 nucleotides. It is a transcript of the gene RpA-70, whose product is annotated as replication protein A 70 kDa DNA-binding subunit. Gene Ontology annotation, biological process: DNA recombination; DNA replication; DNA repair. Gene Ontology annotation, cellular component: nucleus. Lineage: Eukaryota; Metazoa; Arthropoda; Insecta; Diptera; Muscidae. Gene Ontology annotation, molecular function: DNA binding. The record is from RefSeq and is a predicted model, not a curated record. The transcript is spliced from 6 exons. The coding region runs from base 206 to 2008 and encodes 600 amino acids.
AAUUCCCUUCCCGCCUGAUUUUUAAUUUGAUGCGAAGAAGAACUUGCAAAUACAGAAAUUGCACAUUCUCGAAGACGUCCACAACACAACAUACCGCUUUAAAGUGCUUUAGUCUUUGAUAGAUAACAUUGCAUUCAUAUUAUUGUGAGAAAUAUAAAGAAUUCGUUUUAUUGUUUUUUUGUACUGCAAAAAAAUCCAUUACAAAAUGCCAGGCAUUGCACCACUAUCUGUUGGCGUCAUUCCGCGUAUGAUGGCCGGCGAAGAAGUCGAAUCUCCUGUUUUUCAGAUACUAGGCGUAAAACGCAUUGUGGGAGGGGAGAAUGAACGCAUACGUUUAUUGAUUUCUGAUAGUAUUUAUUUCAAUAGUUAUGCCAUGGUGGCGACGCAACUGAAUUCCAUGUUUACAGAGGACAAGUUGAAGGAAAAUUCCAUAGUUCGUGUGGAUAAAUAUGUAACAUCGGUGGUCAAUAAAAACGAUUCAGGAAGACGUGUGCUUAUCAUUUUGGAAAUGACUAUUCUGAAUACUGGCGAUCAAGUGAAUAAAAAAAUCGGUGAACCCAUUUCAUACACAGAGGCAGCUACUAAUUCCAAGCCCACUGCCGCUGUUGUUGCACCCAAACAACAGGAAAACAAACCAAAGCCCAUGCAUACAAAUCACAACAACAAUCAUACUUUGGACCAAACCAUUAAUUCAGGCUUAACACAUCCCAUUGCAAGUCUAAGCCCAUAUCAAAAUAAGUGGGUCAUCAAAGUUCGAGUUACCGCCAAGUCAUCAUUGCGUACCUGGAGUAAUGCCAAAGGUGAGGGCAAACUAUUCAGCAUGGAUUUAAUGGAUGAGUCGGGAGAAAUUCGUGCUACUGCUUUCAAAGAGCAAUGCGAUAAAUAUUUUGAUAUGAUUGAGGUCGAUAAGGUCUACUACAUUUCGAAAUGUCAAUUGAAGCCGGCCAAUAAGCAGUACAGCACUUUGAAAAAUGACUAUGAAAUGACUUUUACAAGUGAUACUGUAGUCCAAUUAUGUGAAGAUGAUGAUGAUGGUGGUAUACCAGAAGUUAAAUAUGAUUUGAUAUCUAUUUCUCGUGUGGCCAAUAUGGAACCAAAAACUUCUGUUGACGUUAUUGGUGUAUGCAAGGAAGUUGGUGAAUUGCAAGUCUUUACUUCACGAACCACAAACAAAGAGUUUAAGAAGCGUGAUUUGACCUUAGUGGAUGCAAGUGACGCCGCGGUAACCCUUACAAUAUGGGGCGAUGAUGCCGUUAAUUUCGACGGCCAUGUGCAGCCGGUGAUAUUGGUUAAGGGUGGUCGUAUUAAUGAAUUCAAUGGUGGCAAGUCUAUAAGCAUGGGUGGCGGAUCGGUAAUGAAAAUCAAUCCUGACAUUCCCGAGGGACAUAAACUACGUGGCUGGUUCGAUAAUGGUGGAGGUGCCAAUAUAACUACUCUUGUAUCAGCUAGAACUGGUGCUGGAGGCUUCUCCACCGAAUGGCGUACUUUCCAUGAGGCUCGCAAUUUGGGGACUGGUGAUAAGCCAGACUAUUUCCAAACCAAGGCUGUGGUGCAUUUAGUUAAAAGCAACAAUGCCUAUUAUAAGGCUUGUCCUCAAGCCGAAUGCAAUAAAAAGGUUAUUGAUGAAAAUAAUGGUCAUUAUCGUUGUGAAAGAUGCAAUGCUGUAUUCCCCAAUUUCAAAUACCGCUUGUUGGUUAAUAUGAGCAUUGGUGAUUGGACUUCAAAUCGCUGGGUCACUUGUUUCAGUGAUAUAGGCGAACAGCUGUUGGGCCGUUCAGCUCAAGAAAUCGGAGAAGCUAUGGAUAACAAUCCCACAGAAGCUGAAGAAAUUUUCAAUUCUAUAAAUUUCCAUUCCUUUAUAUUCAAACUGCGUUCAAAAGUCGAAACAUAUGGCGACAUGAGCCGCAGCAAGUUAACAGUGCAGGCGGCAACACCAGUCAACUAUAAGGAAUACAACAAGUAUUUGAUAAACAAUUUGAAAGAAUUAACCGGUAUUAAUAAGGUUUAGUUUUACACAUCCUAUUUGUAAUUGUAUGCUCCAUGAUUUAUAUAUAAUUCGUUUUCGAUGAAAUUGUAUGUGUUUAUUGUUUAACUUUAACUUUACCUUAGUUUAUAAGACUUCCAAUCCUUGUUUUGUUAUUAACCAGAAAAUUAUAAUUUUCUGAAGGAAGGCAUUCAUCGUAUUUGAUAUACAAUUUGCAUCUUAAAAAUUCUACAAUCAUUAAAAAUAAACCGUUCAUGUUCUUAAAAAUUAU